AGACGAGCAUGGAGUAAAAAUGAGCUUAUUAGCCCUUUGGAUAAAGACUCAUUCGGGCAAGGACGGGACCUUUCUUCCAAACACACUCACUGAAGAUUUUGUUGAUGAUGCAAAGGCCAAGGUUGAAUCGCUGAAGACUGUAGAUCCUUCUAAGUCUCAACAAGAACUCGAAAAUGAAGCCUUUGAGGACACUAUGCAUGGUGGAAAGAUACCAGAACGUCCUGUAGGUUACGGACUUGGAGUUCGAAAGAGCGACGUUUAUGGAGUGCAUGGUGUGCUAAGGAAGAGUGGGUAUGGAAAAAUCCGUCAUAGGACCGUGGUGAUGGAAAAUGUGAAAGAAGAAGUAUCAGCUAUCAACAAGAAAAAUGAAACACUGGAGAAGAAAAAUGGAAAGCUGCAAGAGCAAGUGAAAGAGAAUAAUUGGCUGCUUAAAACUCUUAUUGGGCAAUUUUCUCAACUUGUAGGUCAAGUUCGUACGGGAACUGCUUCAACAAAAGCUCUUGAUUGUGCACAACAAGUCUUGGGAAUGGCACAUCAAAGGGUCGUCCAACGUGAUAAGGUGCAAAAGCAAAAUGAAGGCCAAGACACUUGAGCUUCAUAUGAGCUACUGCCAUCGAUCUAAGUUUUAGUUUUUCUAAGUUUUAGUUUUUCUUGGGUUUGAUUUAUGAUGUUUUAGACUAUUUGGUUAAGAUUUCGGUUAGUGAUAUAGAUGCGUGUAUGUUUGGAUUCUGGUUUGAAACAUACGUGUACGUAUUAUGAAUUUCAACUACUUAAGUUUUUGUAAGUUAAUUUUAUUGUUAAUUAAAGACCAAGUAUUCACAAUUCAUGUUUUAUUGAAUAGUUUUUUAUUAUAUAUUUAUUAAAUAUGCGAUAUGAUACAGGAAUAGGUGGAAUAAAAAGAGCCUAUAUGCGAUACAGGAAUAGGUGAAAAAAAAGCUUAAUUAUACAAAUAAAUCUAGACGUUUUUUGGGGUCGUAUUAUCGUGCUAAUUUUGAAUUAAAUUCCCGCCAAU
Spinacia oleracea (spinach) is the source of this 1012-nucleotide messenger RNA. RefSeq lists its product as uncharacterized. NCBI's taxonomy places the organism in Eukaryota, Viridiplantae, Streptophyta, Magnoliopsida, Caryophyllales, Amaranthaceae. The transcript has 3 exons. Bases 20 to 592 code for a protein of 190 amino acids. The record is from RefSeq and is a predicted model, not a curated record.